UCUAACUGCAGUUAGCUCAAGAGUUCUGUACGUGGCUUUUUGGAAGGUCUGAGUGUGUCUCGCACAGUGUGAUUAUUUACUGCCACGCAAGUGCGCACCAAAUCGCACUAAUAAUAAUCGUCGUCUUUCGGAAUACUCUAAAAAUCAUCAUGAACAUCCUUAUAUUACUACUCGGUCUGACGACGAUGGCGUACGCACAGUUUAACAGGUUCACGACUCCACAACCGACGCAAUAUUAUAAUCCUACUAAUUACUAUGGCCGGCCUUUCUACGCUAUACUGCGACAAACGCAAGACUCCGCGCCGGAUGGAUCGUAUUCUUACAGCUACGAUACAGAAAAUGGUAUUUCCGUAGCAGAGACAGGACAGCCGAAAAACAUUGGGCCGAAUCAGAUCGAGGCGGUCAGAGGUCAAUACAGUUACACCGCACCAGAUGGUACCCCAAUCGUGGUCACUUACACAGCCGAUGAGAAUGGUUUUCUGGCGAGUGGCGCCCAUCUGCCGACACCGCCACCAAUACCGAUAGAGAUUCAACGGGCUCUGGCAUACAAUGCGGCUCAUCCCGAAGAGGAGGAACCUUACAGGAGAUAUUAAAAAUAUCUAUGCUAAGACUGCUCCCAAUGUUUCAAUAUAUCAACGUGGAAUGACAUCGCGGUUAUCGCUUCUCGGAUAUUGAUGAUAUUUUGCUGUAAUAUUAUUAUUCGUAUCGUUAUCAAUAGGUGUUGUUGAGCAAGGAUAUAGUGUGAAA
Messenger RNA from Mycetomoellerius zeteki, 747 nucleotides. RefSeq names its product endocuticle structural glycoprotein SgAbd-2. Gene Ontology annotation, molecular function: structural constituent of chitin-based larval cuticle. The transcript is spliced from 3 exons. Lineage: Eukaryota; Metazoa; Arthropoda; Insecta; Hymenoptera; Formicidae. Gene Ontology annotation, cellular component: chitin-based extracellular matrix. The record is from RefSeq and is a predicted model, not a curated record. Bases 150 to 593 code for a protein of 147 amino acids.